Molecule: messenger RNA, 3708 nt
Organism: Xiphophorus hellerii (green swordtail)
Lineage: Eukaryota; Metazoa; Chordata; Actinopteri; Cyprinodontiformes; Poeciliidae
Gene: epha2a
Product: eph receptor A2 a
Biological process (GO): ephrin receptor signaling pathway; axon guidance; protein phosphorylation
Cellular component (GO): plasma membrane; dendrite
Molecular function (GO): ATP binding; protein binding; transmembrane-ephrin receptor activity
Source: RefSeq, a predicted model, not a curated record
CCAGUUCAGUCAGCCGGUGUGGACAAAGUAUUCAGGGACCGGAGACGGUGGGACUGGCGGAGAGUAGCACACGAGUUCGGGAUACACGACUUUUUUAAAAGUUGUGUGGAAACAUGGGGCAGCCUCGGGUCAACUUUUUCUGCUUUCUAUUUAUUAUUCGAGUUUUAAUCAGCCUUCAGUCAAAAGAACAUGUGUUGCUAGAUAUGAAAGCUUCUGGGUCAGAGUUGGGAUGGUUGACGUCGCCGAAUGAGAACGGGUGGGAGAUUGUUCAGACGGUGGUGAACAGCUCACUUUUAUACACCUACAGCGUUUGUAAUGUAGACUCUGCUGACCAGGACAACUGGGUACGGACAACUUUCAUUCAGAGACGCCCGGAGAGCAGCCGCGUCUCUGUGGAGCUCCAGUUCAUCGUCCGGGACUGCAACACCUUCGGCGGCGCUUCUGUCACCUGCAAAGAAACGUUCAACCUCUUCAUCUCGGAGGCUGACGCCGACGUGGGAACCAGCUUCCGCAAGGGGCAGUUCCGCAAGGUCGCCACCAUCGCCCCCGAUGAGGUCACAAGAGGCCGGGUGCCGAAGGUCAACACCGAGACGAGGACAGUGGUGCCCCUGUCCAAAAAGGGCUUCUACCUGGCUUUCCAGGACAUGGGCGCCUGCGUGGCCCUGCUGUCUGUCAGGGUUUACUACAAGACGUGUCCGUCCACCGUGCAGAGCCUGGCAGCCUUCCCGGAGACGGUUGCAGAUGCCUUGAGGGAGGUGGAGGGAGUCUGCGUGAAGAAUGCCGUCAGUCAGACCACCCCACGCAUUUACUGCACAGCUGAGGGUAAAUGGGUGGUUCCCGUGGUGCAGUGCCAGUGUCUCCCAGGAUACGAAGCCACAGAAAACUCCUGCCAAGAAUGCAAACCAGGCUACUUCAAGCCGUCUGCCUCCAACGAGUUUUGUCAAGUGUGUCCGGAUAACACCAAGUCGUCUUUAGCCGGUGCAGCCGAGUGUGUCUGUGAGGACGGCUUCUUCAGAUCCCCAUCUGAUCCUCUGACAGCAGCUUGCUCUGCUCCGCCCAGCGCCCCACGCGACCUCACUUCCACCACGCUGUCGGGAGAUGGCCGCCUGCUGCUGUCCUGGAGCCCACCUCUGGAGACCGGAGGCCGCAGCGACCUGACCUACAGCGUGGCGUGUGAGAUCUGUGACGAGUCCCAGUGCGUCGCCUGUGGCGAGAAGAUCCGCUUUGAGACCGGUCCGACAGAACUUAAGGAGCCCGGAGUUGUUGUUAGUGACUUGGAUUCGCAUCACAACUACACAUUCACUGUGGAGGCUCACAGCGGGGUGUCGCAGUACGGCACAGAGAGGGCCACUGCAAGCAUCACCACUACUCUGGAUUAUACAAAUCCCCCCAAGGUGACGUCGAUCCAUCUGGAUGACCGUGGGCCCACCAGUCUGUCUCUGUCCUGGACUCUGUCUCGCAGACCUCCAGCCCACAUCAGUCACCACUAUGAGCUGAUGUACCGCAAAAAAGAUAUUGAGGGAGAGAGCGAUGUGACCACCUACACAGUCCUAAUUCUGGACAAAAACUCUGUCCAGAUUAAUGACCUCACCCCAGAUACGACCUACUUGUUCAGAGUUUUGGUCAAACUGAGUCCUGAAGCUAUGCCUGGCAGCUACAGCAAGGACCAAGCAUUUCACACGUCAGCCUUAGCUGAAUCUCAGACACAAAACAAGCCCACGCUGGUGAUGGGAGCUGUGGUCGGAGUGGCUGUCAUCCUGCUUAUAGUCGUCGCCGUCCUGCUGCUGCGAAGAAGGAGUCUGUGCUCCCGGGGCAGAGGAGGACCUGAAGAUCCCUACUUCUCUACAGAUCAGCUUAAGCCUCUGAAGGCGUACGUCGACCCUCAUACGUACGAGGACCCUAACAUUGCCAUCCAAAAAUUUGUCAAAGAAAUUGACCCAAAUAUUAUCAGGAAGGAAAAAGUCAUCGGUGUCGGUGAGUUUGGCGAAGUGUUUCGGGGCAUGAUGAAGGUUCCCAGGAAAGGAGAAUUGGCUGUAGCCAUCAAGACGCUGAAGCCCGGCUACUCAGAGAAACAGAGGCAGGACUUCCUUAGCGAGGCUAGCAUCAUGGGCCAGUUCUCACACCCAAACAUCAUCCGGCUCGAAGGCGUCGUCACCAAAUUCAAGCAUGCCAUGAUAGUAACAGAAUACAUGGAGAAUGGAGCUCUUGAUACAUAUCUGAAGGAACAUGAUACAGAGAUUCCUCCAUACCAGCUUUUGGGAAUGCUGCGAGGAAUAGCUGCUGGUAUGAAAUACCUCUCUGACAUGAACUAUGUCCACCGGGACUUGGCGGCGAGAAACGUCCUGGUCAACAGCAGCCUGGAGUGCAAAGUGUCUGACUUCGGUCUUUCUCGUGUCUUGGAGGACGACGCCGAGGGCACCUACACGACCAGAGGAGGUAAAAUCCCAAUCCGCUGGACCGCUCCAGAGGCCAUUGAAUAUAGGAAGUUCACCUCGGCCAGCGACGUGUGGAGCUUCGGGAUAGUCAUGUGGGAAGUCAUGGCAUUCGGAGAACGGCCCUACUGGGACAUGAGCAACCAUGAGGUCAUGAAGGCUAUCAACGAGGCAUUCAGGCUUCCUGCUCCGAUGGACUGCCCGUCUGCUAUCUACCAGCUCAUGCUUCAGUGCUGGCAGCACGACCGCUCCAAGAGACCUCGCUUCUCAGACAUCGUCAACAUUUUGGACAAACUUCUGCAGAGUCCAGAAUCUUUGAAAACCAUCGCUGACUUUGACCCACGCGUUUCCAUCCGCCUGCCCAGCACCAGCGGCUGUGACACCACCAUGUUCAGAUCGGUGCCCGAGUGGCUCGAGUCCAUCAAGAUGAGCCAGUACAAUGAAAGCUUUGCUCGAGCGGGGAUAACCACCAUGGACCAUGUGCUCGCCUUGAGGCCUGAAGACAUUAGGAGCAUUGGCGUUCGGUUGCCCGGCCACAUGAAGAGGAUAGCAUACAGCAUCCUGGGCCUGAAAGACGAGACCAGCUCCCUCAGCGUGUUUGCAGUGUGAUCUAAGCAUUCCUUUAAAUCAAAGUGCACUGACCGGCCAUGCCAUUUCACUCAGACCAGGAGGGGACUGAAGGGGGGGAGUGAAACCGAACCACGCUGCAAGGAUUUUUUUUUUUUCCCGUCUUUAUGUGGCCCAACAUUGGAUGAUUAAAGAGGAGCCACCAAGCCACUCAGAAAGGACUGAGAACUGAGCACAUUUGUGUACCAUAUCAUAACAGAGGAUAAUAAUUUAUAUAAAAAAAAAGUCUCAUAUGUUGAACAUAUAUGAUUUCUAUAAUGUAGAUUACAAAAAUGUAUGAAAACAUGCAUAAUGUGAGAGUGCUUGCACUUGUGGUAACUGACUGAAAUAUACCAAGCACUCACCUUUUUCUAUUCUGGAUCCGUCAGCCUUUUUUUCUUUUACUUUCUAUAAUUUGUGUACUUGGUUAUAAAUUUGUAAAUCUCAUUUCACUCAGGGCAAAAAUCACAGAUUCUUAUGUUUUGCAGUUCAUGUCUUCAUCGGAUAUUUUCAUUUGUUUGUUUACAUCAUGUCUUAAUACAACUGUUCACUUUUUAUUUAAUAUUUAUUGUAUUUUAUAUUUAUGUCAUUUGUCAUACAAAAUAACAGAUCUGGUGAAUGUGAGCCCAGCAGUUUUUUAUAUGUUGGAAUAAAAUGUUUGUCGCCAGUA